AUGAGUACUGGUGAUUGGAAGCAAAUUGCAAAGGCAAAGAAAGAAUCUGUUGACAAGCUGAUCCCUAAAGAAUGGAGGCUACCAGAUGAUAUAAAGUCAAAAUACAAUGAAACUACCCCAGUUAGCGUCAUUGGCUUGCAUAAAACAUUUGGGAUAUUAAAUGACAAAGAAGUUGAGAUUACUGAAGCAUACACUGCUAAUGAAUUGUUGAAGCAUAUUGCUGAUAAAAAAUUCACCUCAUUAGAAGUUGCAACUGCUUUUUGUAAAAGGGCAGCCAUUUCAACCCAAUUGACAAAUUGCUGUACCGAGUUAUUGUUUCAAGAGGCUUUAGCUAGGGCUAAAUGGCUUGAUGAAUAUCUUGAAGAGAAUGGGAAAACUGUUGGCCCCUUACAUGGCUUACCAAUCUCUGUUAAAGAUGCAAUGAACAUUAAAGGUUUUGAUUCCACUAUUGGGUAUGUUUCAUUUAUUGGGAAUAAAAAGGAUAUCAAAGAAGAUGCAGCUCUUGUCAAGAUCCUCUUGGAAUUAGGUGCUGUCAUCCAUGUUAAGACAAACAUCCCAACAACAAUGAUGUCUGCUGAUUCUGAAAAUAACAUUUUUGGAAGAACUUUGAAUCCAUUGAAUUUGACUUUGACAGCUGGUGGAAGUUCUGGGGGUGAAGCAAGUUUGAUUAAACAAAGAGGUUCAUUGGUUGGUAUUGGUACAGAUAUUGGAGGCUCUGCUCGUAUUCCUUCUUUAUGCUGUGGUGUUUAUGGGUUCAGAACAAGUAAUUUCAGAUAUCCUCAAGAGGGAAAAGUUUUGAAGAGCAGAAACAACUACUCAAGUCCAGUUUCCGCUAUUGUUGGUCCAAUGGCUUAUGAUUUUGAAAACUUGAAUCAAAUGAUGGAUUUAGUUUUGAAUUACCCAAAGGCUUCAAAAUAUGACCCAGACCUUAUUGCUAUCCCUUGGAAUAAUAAUCUUUCAUUACCUAAAAAGAUUAGAGUCGGUGUUAUCUUGGAGUGUGGUUCUGUCCCAUUAAAUCCACCAAUGGAAAGAAUCAUCAGAGAUGCAGUUGAUAAACUUUCUAAAUCACCUUUAAUUGAAAUCGUUAACUUGACUGAUUUCCCUUCUUUCCAAUAUGGUUGGGAGUUGUUGCAUGGAUAUUUUACAUCUGAUCCAAAGAGUGAAAUCAUAACAAAUCUAACUAAAUCUGGUGAAAAAAUGAUAAAAUCUUUAAUUUUUUUAGUUGAGGCUAAUAAUUCUUUUAAAACUCCUAAAGCAUUUGAGGAUUUUUAUGAAUUGGGUGAAGCAAGAUAUCAAGUUAAAAGACAUUGGCUGAAGAUAAUCAAUGAUAUGAGUUUAGAUAUCAUAUUAUGUCCAGGUGCUUCACAUACUGCUCCAAAGCAUGAUACGUUUGGUAAUUGCCCUUACACAGGUAUGUGGAAUCUUGUUGAUUUUCCUUCACUUAUUAUUCCUUUUGGUAAAGUGGAUAAAGAUAUUGAUUUGGAUGAUCCAUCAAUUAAAUAUUGUGAAGGAACUCUACAAACUUAUGAUAAAGAUGUACAUCAUGGAAGUCCAGGCCACAUUCAACUAGUCUAUAGAACAUUACAAGAUGAGAAUGUUUUGAAAGUUGGUGAGAUCAUUGACAGGGUUUUGAAUAAAUCAUGA
Messenger RNA from Hansenula anomala, 1644 nucleotides. RefSeq lists its product as uncharacterized. The transcript has a single exon. Bases 1 to 1644 code for a protein of 547 amino acids. The record is from RefSeq and is a predicted model, not a curated record. NCBI's taxonomy places the organism in Eukaryota, Fungi, Ascomycota, Saccharomycetes, Phaffomycetales, Wickerhamomycetaceae.